This is a messenger RNA of Anolis carolinensis (green anole), 3680 nucleotides long. Its product is annotated as major histocompatibility complex class I-related gene protein. The coding region runs from base 729 to 1982 and encodes 417 amino acids. Gene Ontology annotation, cellular component: external side of plasma membrane. Gene Ontology annotation, biological process: immune response. The transcript is spliced from 14 exons. The record is from RefSeq and is a predicted model, not a curated record. Lineage: Eukaryota; Metazoa; Chordata; Lepidosauria; Squamata; Anolidae.
UCCUGAGGUGAAGCUGACAAGAUGGAGUCCUUCAUGUUCCUUUCACGUAGCAUUUUGAAUCUAUAAUUUUUAAAAAAGCCAGUGCUUCAUAUGCUUUAAUAAGGAAAACUGGGAUGUGUAGUUCACAAAGGCCUUAUUUCCCUGGUCAGUUUAGUUCCACCAAAGUACACAUCUCUGGAAAUAUAUGAGAAUCUGCUGAGGUGAAGAUGACAAGAUGGAGGCCGUGUUGUUCCUUUCGCGUAGCAUUUUGAGCCUGUCAUAAUAAGGAUUUAAGUCAUAAGGAUAACUGGGAUGUGUAGUUCACAGGGGCACCCAUGUCCCUGGUCGGUGAUUCUAACCGCCCACCAAAACUACACAUCCCAACCAGAAUAACAGAUACAAAAACAGAUACAAAAUUUCAAUUGAAUCCUCAGUCUUCUGAGGGGAAUGAAUGCACUUCGAAGUGGUUCCAAAAUGGCAGCUCUUGCCUGACUUGGAGAGAUAUUUGUUCCCCGUUCUGGGAUUUGUAGUGUUCCUGAGGGAUUUUAGAGUCCUCUGCCAGGCUGUAUCUAUAUAUAGGCCCUGAAAGGCUUUGCCAAACUACAAAUUCCAGCAUCCCAAGGAAACGGCGCCAUGGCGGCUUAAAACUAGGCCAAAGAAGCCGUAAGUCAACUCCAUGCUUUCGAUGAUCUUCAAGAUCUGUCUCCAGGACUUUCUUUCCCUCCAGAAAGACAGCCAACAAAGCAAAAAUGCUUGAGAAAGCAAGGCCAAGCCCUGUGAAGUUCACCUUCCUGAACCUGAGGAGCCCUUGGUUCCAGUUCACUUUGGGGGCUCUUGUUCUCCUGAUGGAAGGACGCUCUGUUUCCUCCACACAUAACCUCUACUAUUCCUUGACCAUGUGGGAACACACCGGUGACCCGGUCCAUUUUGUGCUGCACAACUAUCUGGACUAUGAGUCUCUGUAUUACUAUGACAACAACAUCCGGGAGGUGAUCCCCCACGCCACGUGGAUCAAUAAGGCCGAGAAAGAGUACCCAGGCUACUGGAAACAGAACCAGCUCGGAGCCGCGAGCUUGGAGCGGGGGCUGCGGGCAGACCUGCUCUACCUCAAGAACAAUAUCAACCAGACCAUGAGUACCCUAACUUGGCAGAUGAGCUUUGGCUGCAUGCUGCAUCCAGACAAUACCACGAGCUCCUACUACAAGACUGCCUACAACGGGAAGGACUUCCUUGCCUUCGACACCGUGAAAGGCAGCUGGACCGCCCUGAGCGUUGAGGGGCAGAAUAACAAGCUGGAGUGGGACGCCAGAAACGUCACCAACAAGUCCUUCAAGACUUUCUUGGAGUUGGGAUGCAUCGCUUGGCUAAAGAAGUACUUGGAAUAUUUGGAAGGUGUCUCACUGAAAAAAAAUCCCCCGAAGGCUAGGGUGACGAUCCGGGUGAAGCCUGAUGGCGAGGAAGUCCUCACCUGCCGGGCCUAUGGCUUCUCCCCCAAGGAGAUCAGCGUCAACUGGGUGAACGAUCGGGACGUGAUCACGGCCGGGGUGGUCUACGGCAAUGUCACCCCCAACUUUGAUGGGACCUUCUACACCUGGCUCAGGAUCACUGUUGACCCCAAAGAGCGAAGCAACUUUCAGUGUCGCAUGGAGCACGAGAUGCUGAAGAAACCCAUAAAGGUCUUUCUGAGGAAGCCUGGCACAUCGGGCUCCGCCAUAGGAGGCGGCAUCGGAGUCUUCCUGGGCCUCCUCCUGGUAGCAGCGCUCUUUGCCUACAGCAGGAAAAGACGGCAUGUUGACCAACAAACAGGAAAAACGCAGAAAGUUGAACAAGAAGCAGAAGUAACACAGAAUGUCGAGCAGGAAGCAGAAGUGAUGCAGAACAUCGAAGAAGAAGCAGAUGUAACAUCAGACGUCGAACCAGAAACAGAAAGGAAGCAGUCUGAGGCCCAGGAAGCUCGGGAAGCGGAAUCAACAGGAAAGGUGUUAUAUGAUACCAGUGACUGAUCAUCAUCGAAACAAGCAGGCAAUUGUUGCAGGAUGAGUCCUCUUCUGCUCCGGAUGGAUAUUUCUCCGCCAGGCUUCUCAAAUUCUGCCUUCUUGCCUUCCAUUGCUUUUCACUGGCUUUGUAUUGAAUUAAAAUGAACAUGUUUGUUCCAUCUCUCUUUCUUACUGUGGGCUUAUUAUUGUUAUUAUUUCCAGCUGUUUGAGAUGGAUUUGAGCCUCUAAAAUAGUUGAUUAUAUGGUGGGAGGGGGUUGUGAAAAGCAAUAAUCAGAAAUUUUACAUAAAAAUCUGACUUUGAAAGAGUUAAAAGAAAUACAGACCAUCUUGGGGAUAAAAUUAGGCAAGAAGAAGUUGAAAUAUUUAGGGGUUUAUAUGUCAGGGCGAUUUGCUAGGCACACACGCAGCAGAAGUUGCUGACGAGAAAACACUAGAUAAAUAAUGACAUUGGAGUCUUCAGUUCUCUAUCAAAAGUUUUACUCACGAACGGAAUGCACAGUUCUCAUGCAGGCACAGACGGGAAGGAAAAUAAGAAAAUAAGAUAGGAAGCAGAGGGCAAUUUAUCCCAGACUCUGCUGUCUGAUGCAAUCCAAGUUUGCAGGCACUUAACCCUUUACAUACUGACAUAGUAAACAGUAUACAGUGCAUGAUGCAAUCUCCAGCACACAUUGCACCACCAUGACUCAAUUACAUUUAAACAAAUCUAUAUACAAUCAUUCCUACUUUAACAUUAUAUUCCCCAAAAUUUAAACAAUAUUAUUCAAUCAAAUUAUAACCACUUAUGGAAAAAGGUAAACAAUCAAAUCCGCAACUGGCAUAACCGGAACUGGGAUAUGUCAAGAAAAAUUACGAUAGUCAAAUUUUUUAUUCCUGUUCCAAGUCUUUCCAUAUCAUAUCCCCAGCAAAAUAAUCAAGAAAUGGGAUAAUUCAAUACAAACUUGGAUAGCAGAAAAUUAAAAUAGAAUUGCCAAUUAAGUAUUUUACUCCCCAGAAGGAAAUGGAGGAUGUGGGCACCUGAUCUACAAGACUAUUUUGAGGCCUGACAAUUAACAAGAUUGUUAGAAUUAGAUUUUGAUGAUUCAAGAUAGGCCAGAAUUGAAAAAAACAAUAAACGGAUGAGAUCAUUGCUUGUGUUUAAAAGGAUGGGUGGACAAUAAAACUUUAAAAGAAAUCAAAGGGGAAGCAAUGAUCUCAUCCACGGAGUGCUGGAAAAAGAUGGCAAGUUAAAUUACCAAUAAAUAAAGUAGAUAUACUCCCAAUAGGGUUUUUAGACAAUGAAAAGGAACAGAUAUUUGGCAAAGUGAUAACAAAUUUAAAACAAAACAGAAUGAAAUUGAUAAGAGACCUUCUAAACCCAGAUGUGGUUGGAUUGUAACAAAAGAUUAUGGGUUGGAAGAAAAAAGAUGGUCCAGAAACAGAUUUUGACCAAAUUCUAAAGUGGACAUUCAAAAAGGAGAAAGGCCUGAUGGGUUUUAUAUACAAGAAGUUAAUUGAAAAACAAUAUAAAUUGAAGCAAACAUUUGCCAAGAUAUGGAAAGAGGACCUGAAUAGCAAUGAGUCAGACACUGAAUACUGGAUCAAUUCAAUUUUUUUAAAAAAAUCCACUAUAUGCUCAGGCCUAUAAAGUAAUUGUCUUGUUAUGUCAUUUUUGUUUAUUGUUGGAAUGUUUUAAAUUGCUAUUAAAUUUUAUACAUGUUAUGCUA